Alnus glutinosa is the source of this 2362-nucleotide messenger RNA. Its product is annotated as SUN domain-containing protein 4. The record is from RefSeq and is a predicted model, not a curated record. Gene Ontology annotation, cellular component: membrane; cytoplasm. NCBI's taxonomy places the organism in Eukaryota, Viridiplantae, Streptophyta, Magnoliopsida, Fagales, Betulaceae. The transcript is spliced from 5 exons. The coding region runs from base 557 to 2341 and encodes 594 amino acids. Gene Ontology annotation, biological process: protein folding in endoplasmic reticulum.
GUAUUAUGUGGGAGGAUACGUUAGAUUCGAAACUUUUGAAUUAUAUUUUGCUGUACUUUUAAUUCCCUUUGGGUUUCUCUGCAACCAAAAAUGGUUUGAAAAGAACGGAAUUUCAGUCUUUGUGACUUGCGCUGGAAUUUAGUGAAGGAAACUUCUUAGGUGCUGUCUUUUUCAGUUGUCACCAUCGGUUUCGUUGACACAGUAUUUCUUAUGAUCUAAGCGUGAUUUUGCUUGACUGCUACGAUGGAGUACUUAUUUAAGAAUACCCAUUACAAUUCACUAAGUGUCUGUGAGUAUAUGAGGGUCGAUUUUGUUACACAAGAGUCUUGAUUUUAGAAAUAUUUAGUAUGGUGUACCGUAGAAGAAUGAUCAUCAUCGUAUUGUUCAAUAUGUGGAAGUGGGAUUGAUCCAAAAAAACAUGAAGAUAUUUGUGUGUUUGAAUCGUUACAGUUAUUUAGCUGAAUCUACAAGCAAAAUGCUCUUUUUGUUAAAUCAAUGGGUAUUUCCUGUUUUCUUUAAUUGUUCAACCGUCAGCAUUGGAUCGGAUUGAUGAGCGAUGCAGAGAUCACGCAGAGCUCUUCUGCAAAGAAGAGAUUUGGAGAAGGCUAUAACCGGAAGAAGAAAUUGCUUCUACAAGAUUUCUCUUUCUUUGGUUUUUGUUUUGUGGGGUCUUGUCUUCCUUUUUAGCUUAUGGAUCAGUCUUGGCGAUGGUUAUAGAGAUGAAUCUGUAGUACUUCCAGUUGGCAUAUCUACUCGGGAUGAAGCUGAGGUGGGACGUAAUGAACACUCAAAUACAGUACAAAAUCAUCAACCGAAAGAAACUGAUUCUUUUUGUUCUUCUGAGGCUUUGUUCGCAAAUGGUGCUGAAACCAGAGGUUAUGGUAGUAAAUUAGUUGCUGGUGAAGAAAGUACAAACGAUAUCUCAGUUGAAGGGAGAAGGGAUGAUCUCUCAACUGAUCGAGAGCAACCUGAGGUGGAGAACUCCAUUUCUACUCUGAAAUCUGAAAACGAUGCUCCAAAGACUGAUCGGCUGUCUCAUACUGUUCCAGUUGGUCUUGAUGAGUUCAAGAGCAAAGCCUUCAGUUCCAUAAGUAAACCUGGAACUGGUCAGGCCGGAAGCAUAAUACACAGAGUGGAGCCUGGAGGUGCUGAGUACAAUUAUGCUUCAGCAUCAAAGGGAGCAAUGGUUUUGGCUUUUAACAAGGAAGCCAAGGGUGCCUCUAAUAUCUUAGGUAGAGAUAAGGACAAGUAUCUUCGAAAUCCAUGUUCUGCGGAAGAGAAAUUUGCUAUUAUAGAGCUUUCAGAAGAAACCUUAGUAGAUACAAUCGAAUUAGCUAACUUUGAGCACCACUCUUCUAAUUUAAAAGAUUUUGAGCUGCAUGGCAGUUUGGUUUAUCCAACAGAUGAAUGGGUCAAGCUAGGGAAUUUCACUGCUCCAAAUGUGAAGCAUGCUCAGAGGUUUGUUCUUCAUGAGCCAAAAUGGGCAAGAUACCUAAAGUUGAAUCUUCUGAGCCAUUAUGGUUCGGAAUUCUACUGUACACUGAGUUUUGUUGAAGUUUAUGGUGUGGAUGCUGUUGAACGAAUGCUGGAAGAUUUGAUAUCUGCUCAAGAUGAAAAAUUGUCUGUACCUGAGGAAGUAACUGGUGACCAUAAAGAAAUACCCACCCAGCCAGAGCCCACUAAAAGUGUUAAUCCUGAUCAAAACAUUAUAGAAAAUGGAUCUAACUAUGCACAAGAAGUUGUAAAAACUAGGGUGCCCGAUCCAGUUGAGGAAAUGCGUUACCCACAAGUUGGCAGGAUGCCUGGGGACACGGUUCUCAAGAUAUUGAUGCAGAAAGUACGUUCACUGGAUUUAAAUUUAUCUGUUUUAGAGCGAUAUUUGGGGGAAUUGAUUUCCAGCUAUGGAAAUAUUUUCAAAGAACUCAACAAAGAUAUAGGAGAGAAAGACAUAAUUUUAGAGAAGAUCAGAGAAGACACAAGGAAUCUUCUUGACAGUCAGGAGAUCAUUGCUAAAGAUGUUGGUGAACUUAUUUCUUGGAGGUCUGAUGUUUCCAGGCAGUUGGAUAAUUUACUCAGGGACAAUGCUGUUCUCAGAUCUCAAGUUGAUAAGAUCCAUGAGAAUCAGACGUCUAUGGAGAAUAAGGGUAUCUUAGUAUUUUUGGUAUGUUUAAUAUUUGCAGUUUUGGCUCUUGUGAGGUUAUUCCUAGAUCUGGCGGUGAGUGUUUAUAAAGCAUUGAGUGUUCAUAGAACAAAUAUGUCCGGGAAAUUUUGUCGGAGGAACUCUUCCUGGCUGUUCUUACUAUUGAGCUGUAGUACCAUUAUUCUCAUACUGUCAAUAUAAUACAUAUCUUCUUAGAGUGAA